Molecule: messenger RNA, 3816 nt
Organism: Plectropomus leopardus (leopard coralgrouper)
Lineage: Eukaryota; Metazoa; Chordata; Actinopteri; Perciformes; Serranidae
Gene: timcc
Product: TIM double twin CX3C motif chaperone
Cellular component (GO): cytoplasm
Source: RefSeq, a predicted model, not a curated record
CACUCAUCUCGAGCCAUGCUUGAAUGGAGGUGACCUUUUAUUGUAAAAUUGUUAAGUAAAGGGAUUUGCCGGGGACAUCUCAGGUACAUCAAGUCAGUCCGGCCAGGUUUAAAUGCUAAAAUUUAACACUGAAUAUCAGUGAAGAGUUUGCGGAGCGAGUAGGACGGACAGAGAUGGCAGAAGCACAUCAGGCACGCGUGCACAAUGUGGUAGAAGAAAUGGUCCAAAGUCUGGAGAGGGACCACAUCCGUGUAAUGCAGGGUCGCAUGUUCAGGUGCAGCGCUGAGUGCUGUGAGCGCUCCUCAGACUCCAUGUCUGUGGUGCAUCAGUGCAUCGAGAGGUGUCACACUCCUCUGGCCAAAGCUCAGGGACUCGUCACUUCAGAGCUGGAGAAGUUCCAGGACCGUCUAACCAGAUGCACGAUGCACUGCAACGACAAGGCAAAGGAUCUUUUUGACUCCGGCGCCAAGGAGCCAGCUGUUCGAUCACUGAUGGACCGCUGUGUGGGCAGUUGUGUGGACGACCAUGUGAACCUGAUCCCCAGCAUGACCCGAAGACUCAAAGAGAAUUUGGACUCUAUAGAGCAGUGAGGAGCUAUAGUCUGACAUGGAGACUCAACCUGAGGUCAUUGCACGCACAUACAGCAGCGCAGGGUCAGUUAACUCAACCAGUUUGACCAGUAACACCUGAAGAAUAGAGGGCUGGACCAUGAAAGGGUGGAGAGAGGGACGUUUUAAAAUGGAUCAAAAGAUGCGACAAGUUUCAGGGGCUGUUACUCUGAAUGUCGGUGUUGUGGAGAUUUAAAAAACUGCCCCAUGUGAGAUUUGUUUUUUGUGUAAUCUACAAAAAAAAAUACAGUGGUGCAUCUGCUGUGAACAAGCUAAUAGCUCAAACAUGCUGUGAAGAGAAGUUUGCAUAUCGGAGUAUUGCAGUACGGCGUAAAAUUUGCAUCUGUCUAAGGUUUGAAUGUCCUUUAUGUUCCUCUUCUCAGCCAUAUUUAAUACCCAAGGUGUCCCUCCAUUAUGAGCCCUCUAACCCCUCAUUCUUUUUUUGUUGUCAUUUUAUUAUUGUUGAGUUUUUCUGUGAUUCUGACCUCUCAUGGUGAGAUGUGUUUAGUAUAUAUCUGAAUUAAAAGUACUGUAGAUGUACCUGUUCUUGGACUGCAUUACUUCCUCAAUAACACAAGCGCUGCUUUAAACUACAGAGACAAGGCAAUGACGAAUGCCGCCGAUGCUUUACUUACGGAUUUUAAUGACUGCAAAAACCUUACUUAUAUACAAAUAAUGGUACAAGAAAGGCAACACUGUAAUGUGGUAGUUUGCAUUGUACAUGAACACACACUAUAGGUCUGAUGUCAACCCCAUAACCCAUUUAAACGGUCCAAUUCCAAUAUAUUGUUUAUGUUCAGUUAGAAUAUAUUUGCAAUGAUAUACAUAAUAUUGAGGAAACCAUGGCAACAUUUCCGAUAACAAUUAACAGGCCUAACUGGGGAGGGAUGUGGUAAUCUGUUACAGAACUCUGAAGACAACUCUUUUUAAAGUUUUUUUUACAUUAUAAGUAUAGAAUAACAAAUAGACUUUAAGAGACUAGAGUCUUGAUAAAAGCAUCCUCUCCAAAUUCACAGUAUGAAACAAGGCUCACAGGCAUCCUGGAUUACUUUUUAUUUUUACCCAAAAAAUUUGACAUCCAGUAUGUUGACUCUAAUGUAAGCUGGUUAGUGCUGAGCCUAUGAUCUGCUAGUUUUUAUCCAAUAUUUUAAAUCCUGGUGAACCCUGUGCUGCUGAACAGAGGGAUCAGCCAGAAUCUGGAGCAUUCUGCAAGAACAUGUGAAGGAAUGGUUGUUUUCAAUGAUCAUCUGAUAAAUAAAAACGAUUCAUUCAUGCAAUAGAGGAUUAGUCAUCAAAUCAUUGGUGUUAAAGGUAUACUAUGCAGGAUUGUUAGUUACUUUUUGUACAAAAAGUUCACAAAAACAAGCACAUCCAGAUGACAAAAAACUAGGUGCUGGUCAAAGGAUAAUAAAAGAAGAUAAAACAAAAUCUGCACACUAGAUUAUAUUCCCAACUCCAGAUGCACUGCAUUUUGUAAGCACCGUGUCUUUUGGAUUCCUGCUGCUUGCAGCCUUUAUUAAAGCCCUGAGCUCACCUGAGCAUUGUGAGGGGAUACGCCCAUAAACGUGCCCAACACAGCAAAAUAAUGUGACAGUACAAAAUACAGACAGAGGAGAGUCUGAGCAGAAAAAUACAACGCCACGCACUUCUACAGGGUCGCACAGUGAUGAUUGAGAAGUUAAAUCUGAGUCUAUACAUUGUUUUUUGAAAGGAAAAUCCUGCACAGUAUACAUUUAAUAAAAUAAAAUUGCCAGACAUCUUUGUUAAAUAUGUUGCUGUAAGUAUGUCCCAAUGAGCGUCACUAAGACAGAAUUCAGGCCUAAGCACAUAGGAAAGAACUGUUGUAAUAUCUACAGAAGCAUAUAUAUAUAUAUAAUAUAUAUAUAUAUAUAUAUAUAUAUAUAUAUAUAUAACUGCAGCUGUAGUAAAGAUCUACACUGGAAAAAGAGAUUGGAUCAUGUUAUAGCACCACAGCCCAUGUGAGUGGGCAGUUUUAUUGGCUGUCAAGAACUGUAUACAUAUUUUCUUUUGCAAAAAUAAAUCCAUACAAAUGACGUAAAAAAUAAAUAAAAACCAAACAGAAACACCUUAAACUUUGAACUUCAUGACAGUUACAGCUGCAGCUAUAGAGGCGGGUCAUACUGACGUCCGCUUUACAGGUUUUCAAAAACAGCAUGAGGUAACAGAUCCAAAGUUGCCAAAUUAACAGUGACCUAAUCGAUAAUACUUAAGUAUGACAACAUAACUGCAAAGGUACUUCAUGUGGUGAUGGGAGCAGUCUGAAUAUUAAGGAUGUAAGAAAAGACUGAUACACUCGAGUACCGUGAUAAUAUGUUUUCUGAUACUGUAAUGACUCUAAAAACAGUUUACAUGUUAAGAUUUGUGGCAGUGGUUGACUUUGUGUUGUGUUAAAACCCAGACCACUAUACAGCAGUGUUGUAAUCUAUGUUCAGCCAUUUGACUUUCCACUCCAGCAUAUGAACAUAACGUUAGCGUGAACAUUAAGAACACCGGCCUAUAUUCCCUAUAUCGUGAUGCGUAUUGUAUCACAAGUUUCCUGCCAGAACACAGUUCGAAAUGUGUCAAACAGUGACAACCUGCACUGCAGACUAGGACAGUGGACUCCAGUCACACCAGUAUAUGGACACGUGACAGUGUAGCUGGUGAAUAACGCAGAGCUUCUCAAAAUCUGAAGUCUGACAACAUUUCUGUGAGUUUGCACAUUUUACUGCGAACAAAAGAAAGCUGGUGUCAAUGAUCGGAUAACCGAGUGUGAACUGUGAAAAUGAGGCUAAAGCACAAAAUGUUUAGUUCGCCUCAGAAUAAAAAAUGCAUAUCGUUCCUCUUAGCUGUAGUUCUAUUUUUCAGUCUAGACAGUUUUGGUGUGAUUUGUAGAGUGUUUGAGCAGUUUGAUCAAAUACUGCUAUUGAACUACAACCGCUAACUGUAUCACCGCACGGUAGUUAACUGUAUCACCCACAAACGAGAGGCUCGCGUUCAGCAGAUGCACGCUUCGUUCUGUGCUGUGAAAUGGCUGGCAGGUGUAGUGUAAAAAGAAAAUAGUUCCUACGUGAAACUGCUCACAACAAGGUCUGUGGAUUUUCUUGAGAAAGGCAUCAUGAUUUCUGUAAAAAGACAUUGCAGUUGAGUUUUUCAAAUGUAUGUUUUUGGUGCUCCGAGUGCCAUCUACCUCCGUCUACCUCCAACA